ACUCUCUCCACAUAUAAUACAGAUUUUCCCGCCAGAGAGAAAAACAGAGAAAGAUGCUGGAGGCGAAGAGUCUGAGAAAGGCGGUGGUGCCGUCCACUCUUAUCCCCAAUCCAUCUCCGGCAAAUCUCCAGUCCUCUCGCCUCGCCCUCUAUGUCUCCGAUGACGUUUCCUCUUGUUUCGUUUACAUCGCUUCCGGCUGCCACAUUUACAAACUCCAGAUUCCAUUGGACGAUUCUUCGGUCAGUAAAGGAAAAGAAAGUCUUCUCAUUCCUAUGUAUACCGAGGUUACAGACUCUUCGAUGGUUAAUCGAUGCCCACAUCGUUCAGAAAUUCAGAGUAUAGUGCUUGCAGAAAGUGAGAGAACUGGAUAUGUAAUGUUGGGAAGUGUGGAUUCCCACGGUGACCUCAUUGUGUCUAAAUUAGAUACUAAUGGUAAAGAUGUUGAUAGGCUUACAUAUACAGCAUCACCACGUGAUCGUGGUAUAGGAGAAAGUAGUUGGGCUGGACUGUGCUUUAGUCCAAACCAAUGGUCUAUGGCAGCUGUAGCACGUGGCUUUUGUAAAACUGUUGAUAUUUUUGAUCAGGACAUCCAUGUCCAAACUUUUCGUACGCUCUUGUAUCCAUCAGCACUGAGCUUCAUGCAUAAUUCUUGUAAUGUGAGUGGAAGUUCUAUUUUAGCUGUUGCUGAAGGUUGCCAGCUGACAUUAUGGGACUUGCGAAUGAAAGAAAAUGGUGGUUGCCUGCAACGGAUUUGUGGCCCUGUUGGUGAUAUAUAUUAUGCAGUCUGCAGUUCAUCAACUGGUAAUGUUGCAGUUGGUGGAGCUGAUCGUACUGUGACUAUCUAUGAUCCUCGCAAAUGGUCAGCAUUAUCUAGAUGGGUUCACUGCUCAAAAUACGAGAUAACUGGACUUGCUUUCUCAUCAAAUGAUCCUGACUACAUCUAUAUACAAGGAGUUGAUUACGAGGUGCUUUGUGGUGAUUGGAAAACAAGCAAUAAGAUUUUCUCAUUUAGAGGAGAUUCAAACUGGCUUGGCUUUAGCAAGUGCCACAACAGAGAUAUUCUGGGUGGUUGGUGCGAUUCGGGCAGCAUUUUUGUGGCUGAUGUUAUAGCUAAGCAGAGCGAGAUAUGAAAGCUUUGUCAAUUGAUCCUCCUCCUGCUACUCUGUUAAAUCUUCUACAUAUCAGCAAGUUGUCAUUUGUAGAUUUCACCCCAAAUCAAACAAUGAGGAACGAAAUGAUAGUGAAUUCCACAUGUUAAUAUAGUCGAGAAAUUGACUUUCCAUGUUGAUUUUUACAUAGAAGUAAUUGACUGUUAACCUUUACCACCUCACAGGAAAGUCCAAUAAGGCCUGAUCUGAUGUUCUCACAUAAGCUUCUUAACUUAACCAUGUAUGGCUCUUAUCAAAUUCAAAAGCCAUUUUCUUGUUCCUUUUAUUUUUAUUCUUCUAUUUUUCUUGUUACAAGCAUGGUUUCUUUGAGCCAGUACUACUUAGGCCAAUGUAAUGGGCUGUUGUUAAGCUUCACUUCAUGUUUUA
Molecule: messenger RNA, 1535 nt
Organism: Humulus lupulus (European hop)
Lineage: Eukaryota; Viridiplantae; Streptophyta; Magnoliopsida; Rosales; Cannabaceae
Exons: 13
Coding region: 54-1130 (358 amino acids)
Molecular function (GO): protein binding
Source: RefSeq, a predicted model, not a curated record